Effrenium voratum is the source of this 459-nucleotide messenger RNA. The record is from the annotation of a GenBank genome assembly. Lineage: Eukaryota; Dinophyceae; Suessiales; Symbiodiniaceae.
AUGGAGGAGGAGCGUGUUUGGCGAUCGUGGUUCCGAGCGCUUCACGUGUUGAUCACGCAACGGAUCGUGCGCCCACCCGUGGCCGCCAUCUCGGCGAGGAAAGACAAUGAGGAGGCGAUUGUCACGAGUUCCGCGCCGAGCCGACCGGGAAGCAGCCGGAGCCAGAGCAGCAGUGCGUGUUGCUGCGAGGAGAAUUUGGACGUUGUUUUGGCCAACGACGAGGCGGAGAAGGCAGAACAGCGGGGGAAGGAGGAAGGUAAGAAGGAGGAGAAGAAGGAAGAGCAGCAGGAGGAAGAGCUGAUUGAAGAGAGGGAGGAAAAGACGGAGAUGGCGGAAUUGAAGGAUGAUGAAGAAAAGGAGGAAGAGCAGAAGGAGGAAGAUGACAAGGACGAGUUGGAGGAGCAGAAGGAGGAACGGUAUUUGGAAAAUUCCCUUCGCUGGGAUUGGCCAAAGCUUUAA